Molecule: messenger RNA, 4057 nt
Organism: Cuculus canorus (common cuckoo)
Lineage: Eukaryota; Metazoa; Chordata; Aves; Cuculiformes; Cuculidae
Gene: GRTP1
Product: growth hormone regulated TBC protein 1
Exons: 8
Coding region: 391-1410 (339 amino acids)
Source: RefSeq, a predicted model, not a curated record
CUUCCACGAUUCUACGAUUUGCAGGGCCGUACCCGAAGCCUCUCUGCCCCCGUGUUAGCGAGGCGGGCACUUCCCUCGCACGAAAACAUCGGAAGUUUUUUUUCCCAAGGUGUGACAGAAAGGAGGCAGAGAACGACAGAAAAGUUUGGGUCGGGAGGGACCUCAAAGAUCACCCAGUUCCCCCUCCCCCGCCCCGGGCAGGGACAUGUCCCCCCGCCUCGGGCUGCUCACAGCGCCCCGAGCUCACCCGCUUCCAAACCCCCCGAGCCCCGCGGCCGCCCCCGGAGCCGCCCGGCACGGGAGGCGGGACCCGGCGGGCUCCCCCGCCCCCGGGAGGGCGGCAGGAGAGUUGGGAGAGCGGCUCGGCCCGAGGAGAGCGCCCCGCGCCCGAUGGAGCGGCCCGGGGGCGGGCGGGACUGGCCGUACAGGGUUGAUCCAUAUGGGUUUGAAAGGCCAGAAGAUUUUGAUUAUGCAUCCUACGAAGCAUUCUUUUCCAGAUAUCUAGUGGUACUCACUCGAAGAGCAAUAAAAUGGUCCAAGCUACUAAAGGGGAAGAACAGUAUACAGAAGAGUUUAAAAGUGAAGAGGUAUAUCAGGAAAGGCAUUCCCAAUGAACACCGUGCAUUGAUCUGGAUGAUUGUGAGUGGGGCCCAAACCAACAUGGAAGAAAACCCUGGAUAUUACUACAGACUGCUUGAAGGAGAAAAGAAUGACAAGCUGGUUGAAGCAAUUAAAACAGACAUGAACAGAACUUUUCCAGAUAAUGUAAAAUUCCGCAAAACUGCUGAUCCCUGUUUGCAGCAUACGCUCUACAAUGUGCUGGUAGCAUAUGGGCAUCAUAACAAAGCAGUAGGAUAUUGUCAGGGCAUGAACUUCAUAGCUGGAUACCUGAUUCUUAUUACAAAGAAUGAAGAGGAGUCCUUUUGGUUGCUAGAUGCUCUUAUUGGAAGAAUAUUGCCUGAUUAUUACAGUCCUGCGAUGUUGGGCCUGAAAACUGAUCAGGAAGUCCUCGGAGAACUUGUGAAAAUGAAAGUUCCAGCUGUGGCAGAGCUGAUGGAAAGACAUGGAGUCAUGUGGACCCUAGUGGUGUCACGCUGGUUUAUAUGCUUGUUCAUUGACAUUCUUCCAGUAGAGACUGUGCUCCGAAUAUGGGAUUGUUUAUUCUACGAAGGGUCAAAGAUCAUCUUCCGCGUAGCCUUAACGUUAAUUAAGCAACAUCAAGCUUUUAUUUUGGAAGCCACAAAUUUCCCUGACAUUUGUGAUAAAUUUAAGCAGAUCACCAAAGGAACAUUCGUAACUGAGUGUCACAGCUUCAUGCAGAAAAUAUUCACAGACCCUGGAAGCUUGUCCAUGGCAACCAUCAACAAACUCCGAGAGACUUGCAGAGAGAAGCUGCUUUCUCAGGGAUAACUCACCAGCUUUAACCAGGUGGUCAGAUACUACAGCAGAUGACACAUUCCUCUAUUUGCACUGACUAAAGCACACUUUAAGCUUUCCAUGAGUUAACUGUCACUUGACCAAUUUUUCCUGCCUUUCCAGUAAGUGUUGUUCCUUUGUACUGUAAGUCAGAGUUCAGAACUGCAACCAGUGGUUCUGGUUGUGGGGGAGGGGUUGUUUGUUUUAAGGAUUAAAGUAGAAUGUGAUCAGUGUCAGGACACUCCUUUUAAAAAAAAAAAAACCAACCAGUCACCGUUCUUGUCUCUUCAGGGCAUUUUGUAAUGUUAAAAUAAAACAGGUGUAUAAAAUUACAUAUGCUUCCUAUUGUAUUAACUGUGACACCAUUAUAAUUUGUACAAAAUAAAUUAAUUUAAUUUGUCAGAACGUCUUUCUUGGUGUGGAGAGAGUAAAAUAUCUGAUCUCUUUCCUGACUGCCAAUAAUUGACUGGAAGACAAAACAUCUUCCAUUUUCCUUGCUGCUAUCACUUAAGGAACUCAGUAAAUAUGGCAAAGUGCAGGGCAAGAUGGCAAUGAGGAAGGUGAUGUUUAUCUUCACUAGCAGUUACUCUGUGCAGUGUAGAACAGCUCUUCAGGUCAUGACAGCAGGGAAAUGUGGAAGCCCAGGCUCCAGAAAGCAGCAGCAUAAAUUCCUCUAUAACCACCUUUAAUAUUUUAUAUGCUUAUUCUGGGUGUUCUUGUUCUAGCACAGUAGGUACCGAGUAAUUUGCCUCGAACCUGGAAGUAGCAUUUUGUACUAUCUGGUAAGGGAUGCUGAAAGUAGCUGCUGUACUUGUUCUUUGUGCUGGUGAACAGAGGUUGUACAGUUGCUAUCUCCUCAUACACAGUGCUCCUAAAAAAUCUGCGAGAAACAUUUGUAAAGAUGGCUACAGACCAUUCUUCCUUGAUAAGGUGAGACAUCGGGUUUCUGCCCCUGGGCAGAAACAAGCAAAGCUGCAGCCAUGCCCCUAAACGAGGCCACUUCCAGCCCGGCUGAGGCCAGGUGCCUGGAAUUUGCUUUCUUGUCCUUACAGAGCCCUCUCCUGGCCAAGGCCUUUCCAUCUCCUUCCUGCUGGGGAAGGAAGACUGAAGAGGCCUUUUUUACUCUCCUUGUUGAACGCCUCACCUAUGAACAGCACACUCCUUUUCAGAAUCCAUGCUACUGUCAGUUCCUGCCAAGGAAGGCUUACCCCACAGACUCAAUUCCUGCCCUGUGCAGCUGGUACUGUUAACACCAAUACAUUUCUGCAGGAGGGAGUCAAGAGAACCUUUAAACACAGAAGUUCCUUGGCAAGCACAUUACAAUGCACACAGACCUCAGCAGACACACGUUUCCUACUCUGUAGUAAGAAUCUAAAUUCAAAAUAAAGCCUAAAAUGCCAUUUAUGCAGUCAUUACACGGAAUACUUUAGCAGCACUUUCGGAAAACAACGCUUUAGCAGGGCAGACCCAUCUACUGGCAUUUCUCAAACAGCAAUAUAAUGUAAAAGUUAAGUUCUCCAGAUCUCAGGUUACUAAUACAUAGAAGCUUUACUCAUGUCCAAGCCCAAACUCCAAAACAAGGGACUGUUUUGAAGACACUUACAUAGUCAAGCCUCACCUCUGUGCCACUCAAGAGGAAAAACUUAAACAUUUUUUUAACAGAACCUCACACAAAGGAUUAUUUAAAGCUUCCAAAGUAGAGUGAAAGGCUUUACCACUUACCAAACAGUCAAGUAUUUUUAAGAGUGAUCAGCAACACUAAGAUAUACAGAAAAAAAGUGUCUUUAUUAGCAUUGUUACAGGCAAUGCAUACAUAAGAACUGAUCCUUAAAGUGUACAACCCCCCCUCAGCCAAGUUUAAAGCAAGAGAAUCAGCAGAUUGAGAUCUAUAUUGUACACAUGUGCAGUAACAGGAUCUCUCUGGACCUUCCAACAGAAGAGACUGAAAUCACUUUACAAAAAAACGUAAAUAAAAAUAACACCCAUUUUAAAAAAGUACCAGCUCCUAACAAGCUGGCAGAGCAUCAAAAAUAUCAAACAGGGGAGUCGUCCAAUCAUAAAGAGUUCCUGUAAGGUUUGAGUAUUGCGUUGUUCGCACCCUGCAUGUGCCAGGCAUUGAGUUUAAAGCUUAGUAAAAAAAACCACACACCUAAGAGGCAAGGUGGAGUUCAGAUCUUAAAUUUCUAUUUUGUCAGUUGUUACUGAAUUUCUUUAAAUGCAUCAUCAGUAUCGUUAACAUCAUCACUGAGUGGCAGCGGUACGAAGAGUGAACCUUUUCCCUUUUGUUAAGAGUUCUGAAAUUGAGUCAGUGUAUUAGCAAGAUCUUUCUCGCUCUCUGGAAUCUUAUGCUGACACGACCUUAUGCCAAUUCCAAAAAACGCACCCUUAAAAACUUUUAGCUUGUUUCUAAGUGGGUAAAUAUUUCAACUAGUUAGCAAAAUUAAACACCAGAAUUUUCAGAAGUUAUUUUUGUGCAUAGUUAAAUGCUGCAAGAUGAUUUCACAUUUAAUAAAGCAGACUUUAAGAAGCAGCAAUUUGCAAGAAAAGGUGCUCCCUUACAAUAUCAAUCGUAGCUCAGGGGAAAUGUGUGGGGUGUUUUUGUUUUCCCAGCUUCUUGCAAUUGCUUUUCCUCUACACUGGG